Messenger RNA from Erythranthe guttata (spotted monkey flower), 1605 nucleotides. RefSeq names its product FBD-associated F-box protein At5g56380. The record is from RefSeq and is a predicted model, not a curated record. NCBI's taxonomy places the organism in Eukaryota, Viridiplantae, Streptophyta, Magnoliopsida, Lamiales, Phrymaceae. Gene Ontology annotation, molecular function: protein binding.
AUGGGUAAGGCAGAAAGUAGAGAUAGUUCAAAUUCAAUGGAUAUAUUAUCCGAAUUGCCUAAAGAAAUCUUGCACAAAAUACUUUAUUUCAUGUCUCAGAAAGAAGCUGUCAGAACAUCUGUAUUGUCGAAAUCAUGGCGUAAUAUCUGGUGCACUCGUCCCAAUCUCGAUUUUUCAGACGCCACAUUCAAAGGUAACAAACAAGAUUUUCUAUCCCUUGUGACCAGGUGUUUACAGCGGUACUAUGAUCAAAGGUUGUGCGUAGAUGAGUUUCACCUUCGUCUGACGUUGGUCGAUUAUCUGGAUUACGAAUCAUUGGUUUCGCUUCUCGAAAAAUGGAUCCCCUUACUCACAAAUAUGGGUCUUAAGAAGUUUUGUCUUUCCCUUAAUUCGGAACUUUAUUCGACUUAUCUUAGACUGCCCUCCGUAGUCUUUGGAGCCGAAUCGCUCCAAGAUUUGCAUUUGGAAAAUUUCGUGUUGGACCAAAAGACUAUUGAAAGGAUAGUACUUCUCAAGAAUCUACGAUCACUUCGUCUCAGACGAGAUUGGAUCGAGGACGAGAUUUUUCAGAAGAUAAUCGGUAGCUGCCCUCUGAUAGAAACUUUGGAUAUCGAAAGAUGUGCUAGGUUAAGAACAAUAACGGUGAGUGAUCUUCACCAUCUCAAGUAUUUUUCUUCUUCGGAUAUGUAUGAUUCCAUCGGCGAACUUUGUCCAAUCGAAAUCCAUCCCCCAUCUCUUGAAACCAUCAGAAUUCGUUUCGGCAAUCUUAGGCUCCACAAAGGAGCGGAUUUUCGGAAUCUAAAUGAAUUAUAUUUGCUCGGCGCGAAUCUGUCGUGGGACCACAUGUCUUCGUGUAAAUUCCCAAGUCUCAAACGCUUGCGCAUCGACACCUGUGAUGAACUCAAAGAAACCGAGCUAUUUAUCGACGCACCAAACAUACUCGAUUUCGAAUACGACGGAGACUUUGUACCAUCCAUCUCUUUCGCGACCACGUUGAAUAAGUGGUGUUCAGAUAUAAACGUAGCAUACAUGCGUCUGAACGGUGCUCCCUCUUUGUGGUUCCUCAAGCUAAACGAACAGCUCACGUCGUUAAUCCAAUCUGAAAUUUCUCUGACUAUCGAUCUGUUUCACAUGAACGAUAUCGAGGAAGUUAUUAGAGAAAACAUUAAUCUGGUACGAUACAUUAGUGGCGGCGGUGGUGGUAAUAAACACGCCGCUGUCGCGGUGGAGACACUGAGUUUGCAUUGCAAUAGCUUGAUGAACUUGUCGCUUCUUCAUUUAUCUCAUAUGUCAUCUAUUUUAAGCAGUGUGUUUUCUGUCUGUCGUCCGAGAAACAUCAAUGUCGAUUUUUGCAUCGGCAGCAAAGAGGACAGGGACCGGAUCGAGUGUCUGUGGAAGAUUCUAAGGGAGAGAGAAAGUGGCCGAGACGAAGAUGAUCGAUUCAUACAGUUGUGGUCGCAAGAUUUGGAGGAAGUGAGCUUUGAAAUUAAGAGGUGGUAUCCAGUAGAAGAAUGGCGUCUAAUACCUCUGUCGGAUUUCUCAAACUAUCGAGGAAAGGGAUACGAUCGUAUUCGCUUUGCAUUACAAUGGAGAGGAUUACCGUAA